Triticum urartu is the source of this 763-nucleotide messenger RNA. NCBI's taxonomy places the organism in Eukaryota, Viridiplantae, Streptophyta, Magnoliopsida, Poales, Poaceae. The record is from RefSeq and is a predicted model, not a curated record.
UGCGAUGCAUGGCCGAUUCCUGAUCUUGGUCUGGGCCUGGUGUUUUCCGCUGAUGCUUGCAGUCACGGCGGCUGAGGAGCAGCAAGGGGAAGGCUGCUCGGCCAAGUGCGGCAACGUUACAAUCUUAAAUCCAUUUUGGUUCACUGACUUGGAAACGGGAAGAUCAUGUGGUUCGCCUGGAUCGCGGGACUUUGAGCUUACAUGCUAUAACGGCAGUUAUCCACUUCUUCCGAGCUCUGUGCCCAACAACGCCGGCUUUGCAGUCAUGGACAUCUCCUAUAGGGAACGCAGCCUGCGUAUCGUUGAUCUAAGCAAGCUGGAACUAUUUCAGGUCUCCAGCAGCUGCCUGCCGAUGUGGAACACCUCCGUCAAACUGGCCCCCCAGUUUAGGAUCGACCCCAUCAACCUGAGCCUCAUCUCAUACAACUGCACGGAGGAGGCCGGGGCAGCAGCACGCCAGGAGAAAGAGCUGGUGCAGGCCACGACGAUGAGGUGCGUGAACACGAGCAACGCGUUUGUUCGCGCGGGCGUGCCAUACGACCCCGCCGGGGACUAUGCCGGCUAUGCCUUAGAGGGCUGUGAUGCUCUCGUCGUGCCGGUGCUGGGCUCGUCAGCACGGGCGAACGCGAGUGACUACGAGCGGCUCAUCCGCGAUGGCUUCCACCUGACAUGGGAACUGCCUCCUCUCCCUCCAGCUGCACCUAUGACAAGGAAUGAACCUCCUCCCCCUCCACGUAAGUUAAUCCCUUCAAAUUAUCUUUAA